Linum trigynum is the source of this 1719-nucleotide messenger RNA. The record is from the annotation of a GenBank genome assembly. Lineage: Eukaryota; Viridiplantae; Streptophyta; Magnoliopsida; Malpighiales; Linaceae.
AUGCAGUUCCAGCAGCAGUACGCGGCUCACCAGGCCGAGUACCACCAGAGGAUGGCUGCUUACGAUGAGAGAUUGGACCAGCUCCAGACCCAGCAGGGAGUGACUCUCGCACACAUCGAGCGGGAGAGGCGCCGCUCUCAACGCAUGCAGGAGCCGGCGAAGUCUCCAGGGGACAUUAGAAUAUACAAUUACUGUACUCUUUGGGUCGACGAAACGGGUAUGCUGAUACAGGGCGUCUCGCCAACUUCAAUGGCUGCUGGGAUUCGUCGUAAUCUCUCGGUUGGCAAGAUAUACGUCAUAAAGUCUUUUGCCUUGAGCAACCCGCCGAAUCAGUAUCGGUCGUGUUCCUUUGAUUUGGCUUUGGGUCUUUCGCCUUCGACUUCUUUCCAGCCCUGUGUUCUUCCUGCUGAAAGUUUCCCGAAUCGCGCUUUUGACUGCAUUGCUUACGAGUUUGUGGCUUUCUCUCAGUUGAAUAUGCGUGCCGGUAACCAUCGUUAUUUGACAGAUGUCGUUGGCCGACUCAGUUCGAUCAGUGGGAUAUCGCACAAAAUCACAAAUAACGGCCCUGCAGUCAAGCAGACGGUUAUAGUUGAGGAUGAAAGUGGAGCGAAGGUCUCGAUUACACUCUGGGAUGAGUUUUCCGCGAUGUUGGAUCAUGUUGCUCUCACUCAGAUUGACUCGAUUGAAGCUGUGAUUUUGGCAUUUGGCGGCUUUCUGGUUAAUAAACUGGGGGAUGAUUAUGUUCUGUCGAGUUCAGCCGCAACUCGCAUAUCAGUCAAUCCUCCUGUACCAAAGGCUUAUUAUCUUGCAUCUAGGUUUGCUGAGAAACAUGAGGUUGUUGAAUCCUUGCCGGUUGAGUUUGCUACUGUUGCUGAUGCUACAGUUGAUGCAGAUCAUCGAACCAGGACUUUGAGCCAGCUGCUGGCGUUAUCCAGAACAAAUUCCUCACUGGAAGAGAAGUACCGUUGUGGUGGAGUGAUUGUCGAUGUCGAGUCAAGCACACCUUGCUACAAGCUCCAGCUUACACUGAGGGAUGACUCCUUGGUUCCUCUUGAUGAUCCUACUGUGGUGGGUGAUUUGCUUAAGUUUUCUUCGCCCCCUCCGUUGGCUGCUCUUGUGGUGCGCGCAUCGAGUAUUGUGGGAGGGCCCUCAGGUUCAUCGAGGGCCUCGAAGGGAAAGGAAAAGGUUUCAGACUCUCUUCUCAUUGAAGCUCCAGCUAUGCCGUUUAACAUCACUGAUGAACCAGAUCUAAUUGACAAAUUUCCCAGCUAUGAAGCCAAGGAUUUCCGGAACCCUAUUUCUGCAAAUGUCAGGAAUGAAGAGAUUGAUACUGGAUCGCAGAUUCUUGGAGGUUCUCAGCUUUCAAUGAUGGGUGUACAGGUGGGCUCUACCCGAACUGCAGCAUCUGUGUCCAUGUCUUCUGCAGUUCAUUCUACUGUACCAUCUUUCCAAUCUACUGCUUCAAUGAUCCCCAGACGAUCAUCUAGAAUUGAUGAGUCUAUGAGCCCUGAGGAUGUUGGUCGUGGCUCAUCUAUGCCCGCUGCAAAAAUUUUAAAGCCAUCCCCCGAGUCAUCUCCUGGAAAGACCUUAGGUUCAACCGUCGUGUCGCCCUCGACAUCGCCGUUGGUUUCUCCACUGGCCAAGACCAAGGUGGAGAAAUUGGAUGUUGCCGAAAUUGCUCAGGUGCCACAUGGUGGUUCCUCGCAGGUGUUGAUAUAG